Messenger RNA from Acanthocheilonema viteae, 1482 nucleotides. Lineage: Eukaryota; Metazoa; Nematoda; Chromadorea; Rhabditida; Onchocercidae. The record is from the annotation of a GenBank genome assembly.
AUGGGCUUAUCACCGUAUUUAUUGUCUUUAUCGUUAGCAGCGUCUUUUAAUGGAAACUUUCAACAAGCAUAUUUAUUGUCUGCAUUAAAUCAACCAUAUUUAGAAAUACAACAGUUCAUCAAUGAGUCAAUAAUAGCGCGAUCUGGAAAAUCGAUUGAUCCGCUAUCUUUGGAUUUUCUUUGGUCGUUAGUCAAUGUAAUGAAUCCCAUUUCUGGUAUUGUUGGCCAAAUGAUUGCCUAUCUAAUUUGUGAUCGAAUUGGCCGUCGUUUGACAGCUAUCACUUCAUGUCUCAUUGCUAUUCCUGCAUUAUUACUUUCAAUGUUGACACGGUUAUGUUUCCCGUACUACGAAACGCUGAUAUUCGGUCGUUUUUUGUGGGGUACAGCGAAUGGUAUUGCAAUCGUUGUACAGACUGUUUGGGUUGUUGAAAGUGCAUCAGCGAUACACCGAGGGUUUGUCAAUUCUUGGCAAGAAGUAAUUGCUACAAUCGGUAACUUAUUGACGCAGUUAAUUGGAGUACCCCUAUCAACACCUGAGCUAUGGCCAUUUAUGUUCGCGAUGCCUCUUGUCAUUACCGUUGUCUCCCUAGUAGUAUUCAUCCUAAUGCACGAGUCACCUCAGUAUGCGCUGAUGUUCUCUCAUAACCGCCGAGAGGCCGCACUUGCCAUUCGUGCCUAUCACGGCCUAAAAAGUGAUAUAGAAAUCGAUGAACAAAUAACAAAGUAUGAGGAGGAUGGUCAAAGGAAGGAAGAAGAGGAAAAAGGUAUAAAUAAUGCAAGACAACCGAAUGGUUUAGAAAUUAUGUUCAUGCCAUGGAAGGCGAAUGAUCCACUUUCGAUAAUUGUACGAUUCGGGGCUUGGGUCGGGAUUAUGGUCAAGAUUGCUUAUGUAUUUACGGGAGCACGAGUUCUUCGAUCAUUUAAUACCUUUAUUUAUCAUAAUUUGGGCAAGUGGACAAAAACAUUCUCUCAGUGGGGUUCAUUGGCCAAUACGAUUAUCAGAUUACCCCUAUCAGUGAUACCAAUAUUUAUCAUUGAGCGUGUUGGACGACGACCAAUGUUAAUCAUAUCUCAAUUUGUGACCACAUUAGCUCUCUCCAUGACGAUGGUUUCUAUUGUAAUUGGUAAAGCAGCCAAGCUUGGGACACUAACAGGUGUAUCGAUCAUACUGUUUGCAACCUCAAUUGGUAUUGGUUCCAUAUCACGGUUUUAUUCGGCUGAGUUGGUACCAAAAAGUAUGAUACUUCGAACAGUCACCAUUCUAUCACUGAUUGAAUCAUUUACUAAAAUCGGCUUAGAUUUUGGAUUCUAUCCACUUGCAACAACAACUGGCGGAUAUUCACUUUUAAUUUUUAUUCUUCCAUCUAUUCUAUUCUUUAUUCUUAUACUACUUUACUGUCCCGAAACUAAGAAACGAUCAAUGAAUGAAAUCCUUAAUGAAAUUGCAUGGAAACAUGGUAUUGAUAUAGAAUUUAAAGUAUAA